AUGGAUACAUCUGGUGUGGAUCAACAAGGCACUGGUCAGAGACUGAGUGAAGUUUUGUGUGGUCUCAGAAUAGAGCAUCUCAAAGGGUUACUUUCAGAUAUCAUCACAAAUGUGCAAUCUCCUACAGCUACUGUUCAAGAACACUUUAUGUCAUUAUUAGCAAUGAGGGCUGAAAGAAUGAUUAUAAUCAACUAUUUAAAUAGAUGCAUUCAGCAAUCAUCCAUUACCCUUGUGGGAGAGCUUAUAUUCAAAGUUUCUGGUAUCUCAGAAAAAACUUGUGAUCUUGAUAAGGAAAAUGUCAUUGAUGCAAGCACUGCAGAGAGCUCUUGCUAUGCUUUAUUUUGUUUGUCAAUCAUUGAUACAAAUCUAGAAAGUAUUGGUGAUCAAUACUUCCUGAACAGAGUCCAAGAGAUACUUUCCAAACUGAUCAAGUCAAACAAUUGUUCUUUUGAGCAACAAGAGGUAUGGAAAAUUCCACCAAUGCUCAAUGAGAAGAUCAUGAAGAUGAUGUCAUAUCUAUUGUUUAACAUAUGGGACUCAAGGCCAUUAAUGAAACUAUCCCUAUGCUUCUGGAAGCCCUCUGGCAGCCUGGAGAGUCCUGGAAUGUCAUUGCAAGCACUUAAGGAGGUCAUGGAUGUCAGCAGUCUCUAUUUCUCAUUGUAUAUCAAUCUAACAUUUGAUUACAGGUUGGUCAAUGAUAUUGAAGAGUUGAACACUCUCAUGAUGGUGCUCUUGGGAUGGUCAGUAUAUUAUAGACAGCUUAUCUCUGCUGUGGAAGAUGAUUACAAGGAUGUUUAUGCAAGUGCCAUACAAACCAUUGACAUAUUCCUCAGAUCCAUUCCCAAAGAUAAACUUGAAUCAUUUGUGGUCCCCUUGUGGUGGAGUGUCAAGUCUACAGGUGCUCUGGGUCACUUUGUUCCUGGUUUUAGUGUCCCCAAAGCAGUUGGGCCUCUCAUUCCAGCCAUUAUUGCUGGUCUGACUACCAGUAGCAAUGAGCAGUGGGAACAAGCAGCAUAUGCUAUUGGUCAUCUCAUGGAUUAUAUGCAAGACACUGUGAUCAAACCAUUUGUGGUCUCUUUCACUGGCUUGCUGAUUUGA
Messenger RNA from Guyanagaster necrorhizus, 1098 nucleotides. RefSeq lists its product as uncharacterized. Gene Ontology annotation, cellular component: cytosol. Bases 1 to 1098 code for a protein of 365 amino acids. The record is from RefSeq and is a predicted model, not a curated record. Gene Ontology annotation, molecular function: protein kinase regulator activity. Lineage: Eukaryota; Fungi; Basidiomycota; Agaricomycetes; Agaricales; Physalacriaceae. The transcript is spliced from 9 exons. Gene Ontology annotation, biological process: regulation of translation; cellular response to amino acid starvation.